AUGGCUGAAAUUAGAAGAAAGUUAGUCAUCGUUGGUGAUGGUGCUUGUGGUAAAACUUGUCUUUUAAUUGUCUUUUCAAAGGGUACUUUCCCUGAGUUUUAUGUUCCCACCGUUUUUGAAAAUUACGUAGCUGAUGUCGAAGUUGAUGGAAAACACGUGGAAUUGGCUUUAUGGGAUACAGCAGGUCAAGAAGAUUAUGAUCGUCUUCGACCCUUGUCAUACCCUGAUUCUCAUGUUAUCUUGAUUUGUUUUGCUGUAGACUCUCCCGAUUCUUUGGAAAACGUUCAAGAAAAGUGGAUUUCUGAAGUCCUUCAUUUCUGUCAAGGUUUACCUAUUCUUUUAGUUGGUUGUAAGAAAGAUUUGAGAAAUGAUCCUGAAACAAUUGAAGAACUUAGAAGAAACUCACAAAAGCCUGUUAGCUCUGAUGAGGGUGCCUCUGUUGCGCAAAGAAUUAGUGCCUACAAAUAUCUUGAAUGUUCUGCCAAGACAGGUGAAGGUGUUCGUGAAGUAUUUGAGCAUGCAACAAGAGCUGCAUUGAUGGUUUCAAAGAAAAAGAAGAGUAAGGGUUGUACUGUCUUGUAA
Molecule: messenger RNA, 582 nt
Organism: Cokeromyces recurvatus
Lineage: Eukaryota; Fungi; Mucoromycota; Mucoromycetes; Mucorales; Mucoraceae
Product: GTP-binding protein rhoA
Exons: 5
Coding region: 1-582 (193 amino acids)
Biological process (GO): small GTPase-mediated signal transduction
Molecular function (GO): GTP binding; GTPase activity
Source: RefSeq, a predicted model, not a curated record